Messenger RNA from Apaloderma vittatum (bar-tailed trogon), 954 nucleotides. It is a transcript of the gene FRA10AC1, whose product is annotated as fragile site, folic acid type, rare, fra(10)(q23.3) or fra(10)(q24.2) candidate 1. The record is from RefSeq and is a predicted model, not a curated record. Gene Ontology annotation, biological process: dephosphorylation. The annotation marks the transcript as partial. Lineage: Eukaryota; Metazoa; Chordata; Aves; Trogoniformes; Trogonidae. Gene Ontology annotation, molecular function: phosphatase activity. The transcript has 13 exons.
GCACAUGGCCAUGGAGGCUAUGAUUCUGAUUUUAGUGAUGAGGAGAAUGGAGAGAAGUCUGCGCAAAAGACUAAAAGCAUAAAGGACGAUGGCCUUCUGACAAAGCCGUUCCAAAAAGCAAAACAAGGCAGUGUCGUUCACAGACAGUUUGCAGCUGAAGAAUGGGACAGGGAAGAAGCAAGGAAAAGAAGAUUUCACUUAAUAGCGAUGGAUGCCUAUGAAAGACAUAAAAAGUUUGUGAAGGACUACAUUUUGUACUAUGGUGGCAAAAUAGAGGAUUUCCGACGUUCUGGAGCAAAUGACAAGACGGAUCUGGAUGUUAUUAGAGAAAACCAUAGAUUCCUGUGGAAUGAAGAUGAUGAAGCAGAGAUGAAUUGGGAGAAGAGGCUUGCAAAGAAGUAUUAUGAUAAAUUGUUCAAAGAAUACUGUAUAGCAGAUCUCAGUAGAUACAAAGAGAAUAAGUUUGGGUUUAGAUGGCGACAUGAGAAAGAAGUAAUUUCAGGGAAAGGUCAGUUUUCCUGUGGCAAUAAGCACUGUGAUGAAAAAGAAGGCCUGAAGAGCUGGGAGGUGAAUUUUGGUUAUGUUGAACAUGGUGAGAAGAGGAAUGCACUUGUGAAGUUGAGACUAUGUCCAGAAUGUUCCUACAAACUAAACUUUCAUCACCGGAGGAAAGAAGUCAAAGCACGCAAGAAAAGAGGCACAACUACAUCAAACUCUAAAGAGCCAAAAAUUAAAAAGAAAAAAUUGUCUUGUUCAGAAAAAAAGUCAAGAAAAAAGACCCAUAAAGAUCAGUCUUCUUCAGAAGAUUCAGAUUCUUCUGAUAAAGAUUCAGAUCAUAGUGAUGCGCAAGAUGGUCCUUCAGAUGCUGACUUUUGGAAAGGUCCUCCAGAAGAAGCAGAUGAAAAAUCACGGGAGGAGGAGUUUGAUGAGUAUUUUCAAGACUUGUUUCUCUGA